UGGCAUUGCGAGCGGUCUGUUUCUAGGUGUCUAGCAAGUAACAGCUAUCAUCAGCCCAGACAGCCGGCGGCAACGGGAGCGGUAUUUCUUGGUGUGUCUUUCCACGAUUAUUUGCUGCCGGGUUUUCAUAAUUAAUAGUCGCUUGGCUGAAAAUAGUGAAAACACAACCCUGACCCCUGCACAGAGAUAUGAGCGGCAGCGGGCGGCCCAGGACCAGCUCGUUUGCUGAGCCGCCAGGUGUUCCAGGAACUGCCGCUGCGUCCACCGGAUCAGCCGCUGCCGUGGGGAGCAGCACAGGAAAGUCCGGGGUCCCGCAGGCCUCCGGCAGCAGCUCGUCGGGAUGCUCGAACCUUAAACUGGCCAGAGACAGCGGGAAGGUGACAACAGUCGUUGCCACACCCGGUCAGGGACCGGACCGCCCACAAGAAGUCUCUUACACUGACAUCAAGGUGAUUGGCAAUGGGUCCUUUGGUGUCGUGUAUCAAGCUCGUCUCAUUGACAGCCAAGAGAUGGUGGCCAUUAAAAAGGUUCUGCAGGAUAAGAGGUUCAAGAAUCGGGAACUACAGAUCAUGAGGAAGCUGGACCACUGCAACAUUGUCAGACUACGUUACUUCUUCUACUCCAGUGGAGAGAAGAAAGAUGAAGUGUAUCUUAACCUGGUGCUGGACUUUGUCCCUGAGACAGUCUACAGGGUUGCCAGGCAUUUUAACAAGGCCAAGAGCAUCAUUCCUAUCAUAUAUGUGAAGGUGUACAUGUACCAGUUGUUUCGCAGUCUGGCUUAUAUCCAUUCCCAGGGCGUGUGUCACAGAGACAUCAAGCCCCAAAACCUGCUUGUUGACCCAGAAACUGCCAUCCUCAAGCUGUGUGACUUUGGCAGCGCCAAGCAGCUGGUCCGCGGUGAACCCAACGUGUCGUAUAUCUGCUCACGGUAUUACCGUGCCCCUGAGCUCAUAUUUGGUGCUACAGACUACACGGCAAACAUUGACAUCUGGUCAGCAGGCUGCGUACUGGCUGAGCUGCUGCUCGGACAACCCAUAUUCCCCGGUGACAGUGGGGUGGACCAGCUCGUAGAGAUUAUCAAGGUCCUAGGAACCCCAACAAGGGAACAAAUCCGAGAGAUGAACCCUAACUACACAGAAUUCAAGUUUCCUCAGAUCAAAGCUCAUCCAUGGACCAAGGUGUUUAAACCUCGCACCCCUCCAGAGGCCAUCGCUCUUUGCUCCCGGCUGCUGGAGUACACGCCGGCCUCACGGUUCUCCCCACUAGAGGCCUGUUCACACACCUUUUUUGACGAGCUGCGCCAGCCGAACACACGACUGCCGAGCGGCCGAGAACUGCCCAUGCUCUUCAACUUCAGCACCACAGAGCUGUCCAUCCAGCCCCAGCUGAACCCAACCCUCAUUCCUCCCCACGCUCGCGCUCAUACAGCUGCUUCCGCCCACGAUGGUACCAGUUCAGAUUCAUCUCAACACAGUUCAGUACCAGGAUCUCUUAACAGCAUCUGAAGCAGUUCCUCAUCUGCCUGACCCUUAUCACACACACACACACACACACACACACACACACACACUACUGCUUUCCUCCAUGCUGCUUGCUCUCCUCUUAGAUGAUCUGUUUUUGUACAGUAACAGCAUUGAACAAACAUUAGUUCUGUAGCUGCCAGGGGUGAAACUACGGCAGGUGAUUGUUAAACACACACACACAUACACACACACACACACACACACAGAGUUGUCUCGCUGCUGAUUGGGUGGUCUAUAAAGGUUCAAUAGUCGGGGCUGGUCCUCUGUAAUAUAACCUUUUUUUUUCUUUUUUUUUUAAAUCAUUUUUAAUUUUGUCAUUUUGUUCCUUUGUUUAUUUAUUUGACUAAUUGAAAGCAAACAGCAAAAAGUUUUCCUUUUUUCCACAUCAGAUUAUUUUUUAAUAUUUUUUGCAUCUGAACUGUACACUGCCUAACUAAGAUCAGAACGGGCCCCAAGUAGGUCAUCAGGGUAAAGGAUGUUUUAUUCAACUCAGGGCGGGAGAGCGGAUGCAGGGGAUGAUACAUUCCUAAAUCCUCCAGCCACUUUACAUUUACCAAUCCAGCCUGAUGUUUACGUUUUAAAUUUAACCUCAACAUCUUGUUAAUUUUGCUGCUUAAAUGGCAGGUAGAGUAGAAAACCUCAUCAGUACCAGGGUAGCAAUUGUCAGUGUAUGGUUGGAGGUGUAUUGCCCCUGACGAGAAUCAUGUUCAAUGGCUGCAUUACUUUAUGCAGACUGACUCCCCCAGUCGCCGCGUCUGGUAUCCAUGUGUUUGGUUUCUGUUUUAGAGAGUUCUUUCUGCCUAAAGAGGGAAAUAUUCCUCUGAGAAACCAACAAAACUCAUUUCAACAUCCAGGAUGGCAGAGGUGUACAUUUGUUGGAAAGUCGAUCAUCCAGAGGUAUAUUCCUCAACUCCAUCUACUGUUCUUUAGCUCAAAAAUUAGGCCUGACCUUUAAAUGUCAGUUGUGAAAAAAGUGUGAUUGUGCUGCUCAGCGUAAAGCAGAUCUAGAAAAUGAGCAUUUUUGAAAUUGAGCAAACAAAACCAUAGUAGUGCAAAUAGUGUUAAUUUACUGGAGGCUGCUCAGUGCGCUGCUAGUUCGCUGUCCUACCAACUAGUUAACCACUGGAUGAUUGCAUAACAAUUAGCAGUGAAUUGGAGGCCGCUGAUCAGUCUAGCAAUAGAAAACGGAUAUUGAAGCCUGUCUAAUAAACUAGAGAUUGUGUAUGCCGACAUCAAUGCAUCUUAAAGAAAGUUUUUUUUGUUCUUGUUUUUUUGUUCACUUGCUGAAGAAAAUAACCAAAUGUAUGCCCCGUUUAACCUUCUAAAAGAAAAAGAAACCUGGAAGCUAUCACUAGUGUCACUUGUGCUAGAAGGUGUCAGUGAGUAGAGUUUACUGUGGAGGAAACGGCUGUGUUCAGAAUGUCUUUAAAGGUGUGUUCCACUAAUAUUGGCUGAAAAUUAUACUAUGCAGGAUUUUCCUAAAAGAAACAGUGUAUCAACUCUUACAAAAGUAAUCCCUAAUUAGUUAGUCAUCACUUAUGACCCACUAAAAUGUGUGGCAGUGUCUGAAUCCUUAUUUUGCUGUUUGGGGCAUUAUCAGAGCAUCAGCCUUUGGGCGGUGGGUGUGUAGCUCAUUCCAAAACUAGAAUGUGGGCUAAGUGGGCGUAUGUGAUGCUGCAGGUGGUGGUUAGCAACCACGUCCAGGGGGAAUUCGCUCCUGGUGUCGCUUAGCAGGGGGGUAGCAGGGGGCAGCUUUGAAUGUUGUUUUUGAACAUUAAGUGACAAUUCCUGCAUAGUAUGCCUUUAAACAAAAAACAACUUUUGCUUUUGUUUUUCAUUUCAAGCAUUCAAAAAAGUUUGAAAAUGUUUGAACUAGUGCAACUGUUGCUGCUUUUAAAAACCCUGAAUUUGUUUUAAGAUAAACUAUACAUUUUAAAAGCUUUGAAAAGUAUUUAGGUGUGGUAAAUAUAGUUACCUAAUGGCUCCCCUUUAAGACUCCCCACACUGUCUGAUGACAUGUAUUCAUACAGAAAACAGGCUGGCAUUGCUAGUCUUAAAAUCAGUUUAAUUUCACGAUAUUAUAAAGGCGUCUCUCAAAAAAAAAAAAAGACC
Etheostoma cragini (Arkansas darter) is the source of this 3635-nucleotide messenger RNA. RefSeq names its product glycogen synthase kinase-3 beta-like. The transcript is spliced from 11 exons. Gene Ontology annotation, cellular component: axon; cytosol; nucleus. The coding region runs from base 189 to 1505 and encodes 438 amino acids. Gene Ontology annotation, biological process: insulin receptor signaling pathway; negative regulation of canonical Wnt signaling pathway; regulation of neuron projection development. Gene Ontology annotation, molecular function: ATP binding; protein serine/threonine kinase activity. NCBI's taxonomy places the organism in Eukaryota, Metazoa, Chordata, Actinopteri, Perciformes, Percidae. The record is from RefSeq and is a predicted model, not a curated record.